Haliotis rufescens (red abalone) is the source of this 2975-nucleotide messenger RNA. RefSeq names its product proprotein convertase subtilisin/kexin type 5-like. The record is from RefSeq and is a predicted model, not a curated record. The coding region runs from base 404 to 2500 and encodes 698 amino acids. The transcript has 3 exons. NCBI's taxonomy places the organism in Eukaryota, Metazoa, Mollusca, Gastropoda, Lepetellida, Haliotidae.
UGACGUCAUGACAGAGCAACGUUUUAUCGUAAAAUAUACCACGCUUCGUUCUUCAUUGUUCUUUGUGAUUUAUCGCGUAUCUAUCUUACCAGCUCUGUAAGUGACGCAAGCUCAUAGGACAUCCGUGUGGAAUGAACUUCACAACUUCUAUUGUGCCGCUUCAGUACAUUCAAGUUUAAUAAUAGCCUUCGUGUCGGACACUAUCGACUUACCCGCUGUCCCAUUCUCUGCGCAUUCAGUGUUUGACUUAUAGGUACGUGUGAGGGAAUGUAGCCUUUUAUAGCCUAUAAAAAGUGCUGUCAGUCCCACGACCGCCAAAUACACACAGACUUACACACGAGGCCGAGAAACAUCAAAUUAUGAUGAAAUCGGACGAAUAUACACUACACCAGCCACACGCACCAUGACCCAAACAGUCCUCCUCCUUGUGGCGAGCCUCUCUCUACUUGUAAAGGUACAAAGUCUUACAUUCUCCUGUGAGUGUGCCGAGGCCGAACCCUACUGCGACAGGGAGAACACUUGCUACGCCACUUGUCCACAACCUACUUAUGCGAAUGGAACACAAUGUAUAGGGAAACACGAGUGUUUAGAUUCAAACUGGGUCCUCUACAACGGAACCUGUGUCAAGACAUGCGCAGAAGGGUUGUUCCACUACCGAGACCUGAACUGGUGCUACGUCAGGUGCCCGAAAGAUACGUACAUCAAUGGAACAACCUGCAUCUUUCAGGAACACUGUGAUUCAGAAUAUUCGGGAGUUUUAUACAACCAGAAGUGUUUACAGUCCUGUCCUCCCGAGGCUCCGUACAUCAGUGGGGUGACUUGUCACCCAUCCUGUCCAGGUAUUACCAUCCUGGACUCCAACUCUCGGUGUAUAACACCAGACCAAUGCCUUGAGAAGCCGUCUGUGAUAUACAACGACACCUGUGUUGGUAAAUGCCCUGAUGAAACUUACUUUCAUAAAGAUGGUUUUUGCGUUGAGACAUGCCCAUUGCAGUAUGUUGUCGAUCAUUCCUUGUGUAUAUCUCCUGAAGUAUGUCUCGCGUCACAUAAGUUCAUUUCUAAUGGCACAUGUGUUUUCCAGUGUCCGGUAAAUGUUCCCUAUCACAACAAUGGAACAUGCACAGAAUUGUGUUCUCAAGAUGCCCUUGUUAAUGGAACAGCGUGUGUUUCUUUGAACCAAUGCAUACGUUUAAGAUGGGUGGUUUUUAACUCAACCUGUAUUCCUGUAGACAACUGUACAAAUUCAGGAUGGGUGAUUUUCAACUCAACAUGUGUCCCUGCAGACAACUGUACAAAUUCAGGAUGGGUGACUUUAAACUCAACAUGCGUACCUGCAGACAACUGUACAAAUUCAGGAUGGGUGACUUUCAACUCAACAUGCGUACCUGCAGACAACUGUACAAAUUCAGGAUGGGUGACUUUCAACUCAACAUGUGUCCCUGCAGACAACUGUACAAAUUCAGGAUGGGUGACUUUCAACUCAACAUGCGUACCUGUAGACAACUGUACAACUUCAGGAUGGGUGACUUUCAACUCAACAUGUGUCCCUGCAGACAACUGUAUAAAUUCAGGAUGGGUGAUUUUCAACUCAACAUGUGUACCUGCAGACAACUGUACAAAUUCAGGAUGGGUGACUUUCAACUCAAUAUGUGUCCCUAUGACGAAGUGUAGAGAUAAAGGAUGGGUGAUUAACAAUGGAACAUGUAGACCAACUUGUCCAGUUUCCGUUCCGUACAAUAACACAGGUAAAUGUGUCUCCCGCUGCCCCUCCGAUACACUCAUGUUGAAUAAAUCUAUAUGUAUAAAGCACUCCUCCUGCAGGACACUGGGAUUUGUAAUCUACAACAGGUCAUGCCUCAGCAUCUGUCCUUCACAUGCAGCCUUUGUUUGGAACAAGACAUGUCACUCUGUUUGUCCGCAAAAUGAAGUAAUCGGCAACUGUACGCAUGCCCAGGCAGUAUCCCCAUCAGAGCAGCCAAGGACAGGCCCUACCUUCACAUCAGAACCAUCAGUGACUGAUCGUGGCUCCACAUCAGAACCACCAAGGACAAAUCAUAGCUCCACAUCAGAACCAUCAAUGACUGAUCGUGGCUCCACAUCAGAACCACCAAGGACAAAUCACAGCUCCACAUCAGAACCAUCAAUGAUUGACCGUGGCUCCACAUCAGAACCAUCAAGGAUAUAUCGUGGCUCAACCUCAGGACCGCCACGGAAGGAUCAUAAGUCGACAUCAGAACCAUCAAGGAGAAGUCAAGACUCCACAUCAACCACCUUUCUAGUAUCGCGCAAACAGAGAACCCACUUAGCAAGUCUUGAGGCCCUCUCCAUUGCUAUGCCAAUUCUGGUAGUUCUGGUGAUUGUUGUGGUCAUUUUAUGUUUUGUCCGGAAAACAGUCACAAAGAGACGAUCAUACGCACAGGAUGAUAGAAGACUCAUUAUAGAGCACGUCGACGACGACCUACAGUUGAUUGAGGCGCCCGUUGGAGACAGUUCCUGUUGACAAGAUGCAUUUGAAAAUCAUUUCAUCUAUUUGUAAAAUGCUGAAGUUUCUUGUUUAAGAGAUGAAGUGGAAUAGGCUUUACCGGCGCGUUCAAGAUUAUGGUACUUCUAUUAUGACAUGCAAGGUAGCUGUGUCUGUUUGUAUUACUCCGGUUUAUAUGGUGCUAGCCCACUGAGAUACCAAGCCGCAAUUAAAUAUGGAUAUCCCAUACAUUGUACUGGCUCCAAACCUGCCAGGCCUUGAUUUAUCCCCUGAAUUCCUAACGCCAGGCAGGGAAACGCCAGGUACCAUCUCUUUUCGUAUUUUGGUAUUACGCGGCCGGGGAUGGAACCACAUUCAGCUCUCCGGGCAGACACUUUACCCACUAGACCACGGAGGUGGUCCUCUUGUUUAACAAGCAGAACAACUUUGUUUAUCAUGUAUUCCCACUUUCGAAAGUUUCACAUCAUAAAGAGUUGUUUUUGUCAAAAUCCAA